Amaranthus tricolor (Joseph's coat) is the source of this 3516-nucleotide messenger RNA. RefSeq names its product auxin response factor 2B-like. Gene Ontology annotation, cellular component: nucleus. Gene Ontology annotation, biological process: regulation of DNA-templated transcription; response to hormone. Bases 446 to 2974 code for a protein of 842 amino acids. Gene Ontology annotation, molecular function: protein binding; DNA binding. The transcript is spliced from 15 exons. The record is from RefSeq and is a predicted model, not a curated record. Lineage: Eukaryota; Viridiplantae; Streptophyta; Magnoliopsida; Caryophyllales; Amaranthaceae.
UCUCCCCUUCACAAACUCACAACAUAACCCUCCUUUUUUCCUUUUCCUCCAUUUUUCUCUCUCCUCUUUUUCUCCUACUCUCAGACACUCCACCCAUCCCAUCCCCCAUUUUCAGUUCAAUUCCGCCAUUAACAACCAGACAGACAAUCCUCUCCUCUCUCCUCUCUCCUCUAUUAUCUCUUCUAUCUUCUUAUACUUGAAGUACACAGAGAAACCAAGGAGGAAGAAUACGACUUCUCAACAUCUGCUUUGUCUUUCAUACUCAUAUCGUUUCACAAGACCUUCAGUAGAAAUUUCCUCUGUUUGUUAUUGGAUUCUGUAGAGGAUAAGCGUUUGCUCUUCGUCUUUUUGAGCUUACCAGAAGAUAUACAGGUGUCAGAUGGUAGAUCUGUCUUGAAUUAAUCUUUUUUCUGUACAAUUUAAUUCUCUUAGUUCAUCGGAAAAAAUGAGUUCAUCGGAAGUAUUGAUCAAAGCUACAGAUGAAGGUUCCGCCAUUAAAGAUGGUGGACAGCAACACCACCAACAAUCUAAUGUCGUCGGAAAAGUGGAUCCGGAAACAGCGCUGUAUAAGGCGUUGUGGCAUGCUUGUGCUGGACCUUUGGUGACAGUGCCUCGUCUAAAUGAACUUGUUUAUUACUUUCCUCAAGGACAUAUAGAACAGGUAGAAGCAUCUACUAAUCAAGGUGCUGAUCAGCAAAUGCCUAUGUAUAAUCUUCCUUCGAAGAUCCUCUGCCGUGUUAUUGAUGUACAAUUGAAGGCUGAACCGGAUACAGACGAGGUUUAUGCUCAAGUGAUGCUAUUGCCUCAACGUGAAGAGAAUUUGGUGGAGAACGAGCCUCCCUUGCCUCCUCAGCCGCAUUUUCAUGUCCAUUCGUUUUGUAAGACAUUGACUGCUUCUGAUACGAGUACUCAUGGAGGGUUCUCUGUGCUUAGACGACAUGCUGAUGAAUGUCUUCCUCCCUUGGAUAUGUCCCGACAACCACCAACGCAAGAAUUGGAAGCCAAGGAUCUACAUGGAAAUAAAUGGUGUUUCAGGCAUAUUUUCCGGGGUCAACCAAGGAGGCAUCUGCUUCAAAGUGGUUGGAGUGUGUUUGUUAGCUCAAAACGACUUGUUGCUGGUGAUGCAUUUAUUUUUCUCAGAGGCGAGAAUAAUGAACUUCGUGUUGGAGUGAGACGUGCUAUGAGGCAACAGGGUGUUGUGCCUUCUUCUGUUAUAUCAAGUCACAGCAUGCAUCUUGGUGUUUUGGCUACAGCUUGGCAUGCUUACAACUCUGGGACCAUGUUUACUGUUUACUACAAACCUAGGACAAGUCCUGCUCAAUUCAUUGUUCCAUAUAAUCAGUACAUGGAAUCUGUGAAAAACCAGUAUUCCAUAGGGAUGAGAUUUAAGAUGAGGUUUGAAGGGGAAGAGGCUCCGGAACAAAGGUUUACAGGCACAAUUGUUGGCCUUGAAGAUGCUGAUCCCAAUAGGUGGCGAGACUCGAAAUGGAGGUUUUUGAAGGUUCGCUGGGAUGAAACUUCCACUAUACCUCGUCCAGACAGGGUCUCUCCCUGGCAAAUUGAACCUGCUCUGACUCCUCCGACAAUAAAUCCCCUUCCAGUGACUAGAGCUAAGAGGCCUCGUGCAAAUCUGGUGACUCAAUCUUCUGAUUCUUCUGUUCUUACACGAGAAGGUUUUUCUAAAGUGGCAGCAGACACUUCACAUGGAGGCAGGUUUUCAAGGGUCUUGCAAAGUCAGGAGUAUUCGACCUUGAAACCCAGCCUUGCAAACAGCAGCGAGUCUGAAACUGUUGAGAAACCAAAUGGGUGGACCAAUUCAGUUGAUGAAGAAAAAGUCAAUAACCCCAAUGCUUCACGGAAAUAUCUGUCAGAAAAUUGGAUGUCUUCCAUUAGGCCUGAACCAGCAUUUGCUGAUCUGCUAUCGAGCUUUGGUGUCCAAAAAGAAAUAGCUUCUUGUUUCCCCUCACCUUAUCAAACUGCUGUAAGUUCACCAAUGAAAAAGCAUUUACAUAAUCAAGAUGGGAAGUUUAGCAUGCCGGGAUGUUCCUGGUCCACAAUGCCUGCCAACCUCUCGUUAAAUUUGUCAGAAUCUACUAUGAAGAUCCAUUCACCAAGUGGAAAUGUUUCAUAUCAAGACCAAGAAAUUGCGAGGUGUGGAGGUUUUGAUGAAAUGCCCAUGUUUCGUGGUCAGAGAAUUGAUCAUCAGAAUGUAAGCUGGAUGAUGCCUCCGCCGUCAUCCUGUUUCGAUAAUCAUGCUCAUUCCAGAGAUGUUGCAACACGUCAGAUUGAGCAGGAACCUAUGAAACCAAAGGAUUGGAGCUGUAAAUUAUUUGGCAUUCCCCUCAUUAGUAGCCCUUCAACACAAGACCCUUGUGCUUUGAGCAGAAGUGUUGAGGAGUCUGCAACUCUUCCGUCUCCCUCGUCGCAUCAUUUGCACAACAGUGAGUCUGAUCUUAUUUCAGAACAUUUCAAAGGCUCCAAACAAAUGGAAAACAUGCCAGCUAGCAGUGAGCAGGAAAAGAAAAUGCCGAAUUUCCAAUCACUUUUGAGGGAUUCACAAUCGAAAGGUCAGGGUGGAUCUGGAUCCUGCCGAAGCUGUACUAAGGUACAUAAGCAGGGAAUUGCCCUUGGGAGAUCAGUGGACCUUUCAAAGUUUAAUAACUAUGAUCAGUUGGUUGAAGAAUUGGAUCGCUUGUUUGAUUUUAAUGGUGCACUCAAGACCUCUGAGAAGAAUUGGCUUAUCGUUUACACUGAUGAUGAGGGUGAUAUGAUGCUGGUUGGUGAUGAUCCAUGGCAGGAAUUCUGUGGCAUGGUGCGCAAGAUUUUUAUCUACACCAAGGAGGAAGUACAAAAGAUGGCGCCUAGGACGUUGAACUUCCGGAGUGAAGAUAACACUCCAGCUACAGGAGGUUCAGAUUCAAAAGAAGCGAAACAAUCAAUACCUUCCUCAGCAUCUAAUGCCGAAAGCCAUUAGAAUAUGACCUGCAUUGCUGUAUUAGGUUUCCUGAGCCGACAUCCAUAUAGGCGUAUCUCAUAUCUGCAAUUCUCUGGUAUAUUGUUGUGACUGGGGGGGAGGCUUUGCAAUGAAACCGUCUUCAAGACUGUUUACUCCCAAUUUUGGCCAUAUUCUGGAGUCUUUUAGGCUUCAAGCCAUAUAUACAUAAUUAAUAUCUGUAUACCUGAACUGCAAGUAGGCAUUAUAUUGGCCGUGCAGCCGGUAACAAUCUUGUAAAUAGCCCUUUUAUCCCUGACCAGCUUUUUAAUGUAAGUGCUUGCGUAUCGUAUGACUUAGCUGUUGAGUAAAUUCCAUUUGCUUGCCCUGUCGUAUGAAAGAUAGCGGUGGAUGGGGCGUAAUUUGAGUACAACAUUCUCGGUGUUUAGACGCGGAUUUUACCUAGGGUUGUGGUAGUAUUGUACAGUUAAUUUAUGUAAGUAAUUACCAAUUAAACUUGUAUUAUGUAUGUAGGUUGGUUGGUUCUUACUGAUUUAGCAUGAUUUUGCUGUCAACUACAAAAA